GUUCCAUUAACCGUACGUGGCAGUCAGAGAGCGGAACACGGCUGUAGAGAGUGGUGCGCCUCUUCUAUUCCGAGUGUGCACUCCCAGGAACACACCAUCGUUUACAGGUUAUUCUGUAAAAAAAGACACUGUUUAUAGCUUCGGUGUUGUCAGACCACUGAAGUAAUGUUUACUGCAUCGGAGCUGGUUGUUUUGCUGGCAGUCCUCACUGCUACCGCGUCCGGCUACUUUGUUAGCAUAGACGCUCAUGCUGAGGAGUGCUUCUACGAGCGGGUCAACUCCGGCACGAAGAUGGGCCUCAUGUUCGAGGUGGCCGAGGGAGGCUUCCUGGAUAUCGAUGUAGAGAUAACAGGACCUGAUGGUAAGCAGAUUUACAAAGGGGACAGAGAGUCCAGUGGAAAAUAUUCCGUGGCUGCACACAUGGAUGGGACCUACAAGUUCUGCUUCAGCAACAAGAUGUCCACCAUGACACCCAAGAUCGUCAUGUUCACUAUCGACAUCGGAGAGGCACCUAAAGGCCAAGACAUGGAGACAGAAGGUGGUGACAGCUGGGAUGCUCACCAAAACAAGCUGGAGGAGAUGAUCAACGAGCUAGCUGUAGCUAUGACUGCGGUGAAACAUGAGCAGGAAUACAUGGAGGUUCGCGAGAGGAUACACAGAGCAAUUAACGACAACACAAACAGCAGAGUGGUCUUGUGGUCCUUCUUCGAAGCUCUGGUUCUGGUGGCCAUGACGCUUGGACAGAUUUACUACUUGAAAAGAUUUUUUGAAGUGCGACGAGUGGUGUAGUUGUGUUAAUCCAUCCCUGUGUCCUCCACUGUUUUCUCCAACACCAAGACAGUUAUUUACACUCAGAAAGACAAGACUGGCAGUUUUGAGAAAAGCCAACACCUGAUUUGAUCUCAGAUGUUUUUGUUUUUUCAUUUAUUCUGUUGCCUGUUUACUUCCCUCUUUAAUUGUAUGAUUGGAAAUGAAUGGCCAAAAGAGUUAGAUGUCAAAUUCAUUAGUUUUUCCUUCUUUUUUGGGCUUAACAAGUUUUUGAGUUUAUUAUAGUUCAGCACCAGUUACUAGUCCUAGUACAUUUUGGUUGUGCAAGUCACUGAGGUUUCUGUAACUGCAACACAAGAAAUACUCAAAAAUGCAUAUAAAUGGAAGGGCAUGUAUGGAGUCAUAUUUAAAUGGGCUAAAAGGAAAUUGGAACCCAUUAUCCAAGAGACAGGUGGCUAUUUCUAGUGUCAAAUUUCCCUGUGUUCUUGAGCUCUGCAGCCACUAAUUGCACUCCUUGGGUGAGUCUGAAGGAUUCCUGUUGUAGCUGGUCUUUAUGAAACAUUAGACAACCUCUACCACUGUCAUUGGAUUAAAAGUGAAACCGACCGGGGGGGGGGGGGCUUCAGUGGAUAUUGUUUUCAUGGAGAUGGUCUGUUCCUACUCCCUGUUAAGAAAAUCUGACCAGAUGACUUGACCACAUACAUAGUUCAUUUUUACUCAAUUUAAAACUUGACUGCAGGACCUGAGGGUCAGAUUUUAACUGAGCUGUUGGAGCUCCAAAACAAAGUGUGAUUGAAUACUGAAAUCUAUGUUACAUGUUGAUUUGGGUUGGGGGGAGGAGGAGUUUGUACACUUGAUAUAUUUUUGUUGUGCUUAGUUCUACAGUUAUCAGGGUUUUUGGUUUCACAAUGAUACUGUUUUAAAAUAUUUUCCAUAUUUUAUUUCUGGAGCCUGUUGAGUAACAUGCAGCUGUCAGGAGGAUGCCACUGUGUAAAAGCUACAUAUGCGGCAGUCACUGAGUGUUGCAUGUAACAAAAUAUGCUUCAGUUUUGUAUUAAAAAUCUUUGGCGAGCAGACACUGUAUCCAGAGCAGGCAGCCAGCCUGCUCUGGAUACAGUGACUCCUUUUUUGUGAUUGCAUCAAAAUCAGCUUCAUGGGUCUGUAAAAAUGUAGGAUGGCUCUCUGUGAAAUAAUGCCCCAGGUUUCAUAAUAAAGCCAAUAUUCUGUA
Fundulus heteroclitus (mummichog) is the source of this 1996-nucleotide messenger RNA. RefSeq names its product transmembrane p24 trafficking protein 2 (gene tmed2). Gene Ontology annotation, cellular component: Golgi apparatus; endoplasmic reticulum-Golgi intermediate compartment; endoplasmic reticulum. Bases 166 to 789 code for a protein of 207 amino acids. The transcript is spliced from 5 exons. Gene Ontology annotation, biological process: endoplasmic reticulum to Golgi vesicle-mediated transport; intracellular protein transport; Golgi organization. The record is from RefSeq and is a predicted model, not a curated record. NCBI's taxonomy places the organism in Eukaryota, Metazoa, Chordata, Actinopteri, Cyprinodontiformes, Fundulidae.